Letharia lupina is the source of this 1815-nucleotide messenger RNA. RefSeq lists its product as uncharacterized. The transcript has 5 exons. Lineage: Eukaryota; Fungi; Ascomycota; Lecanoromycetes; Lecanorales; Parmeliaceae. Bases 1 to 1815 code for a protein of 604 amino acids. The record is from RefSeq and is a predicted model, not a curated record.
AUGGAACCGUCGCUGACGUCGUAUCAUGACGCUAAAAAUUACCCUCGAAAUGUAGCUGAUCGCACACUUACCCCUUUCGCCUUGGACGCCAUUAGCCACCAAUUGAACACGCAAGCGCCUCGAUUGUUCGCCGAGGAGGCCCAAGCAGCGUUGGAUUCUUUGGAUUUGGCUAAGGGCGCAAAAGAUUUUUGGCCGACUCGUAUCAAAAGUACUGAGCGCUUGAGAGAGCAUCUGGGGAUCCUCCCAUUCCGGAACCCAAACAAUCACCAAUGCAGGUUUCUCUUCAUACAUGCAGCCCAUUCGAGGGACAAGCUGAAGAUCUCACGAGAAAUGCUCAUGCUGUGCUUCACACACUUUCAGGUUAUGCCUGAAUUUGUUGAAUUUCUAUUUCCGUUUGGCUUUCAGUCCUACGCACAAGACUUUUACUUCAGUGGCUUUCGUCAGAGAACACAAUUGGCUGAGCGUCGGCGGAAUAAUGCUCCUGCUCCUAACGCUCGGCCUGUAGACAAGAGAUAUCAAAUCUGCUGCAAUUUGAAGUCGGUCGAGCCAUCAGAUUCCGACGGCUGGUCCAUUCGCCAUUGCGCUGUCCAUCAUUCAUUUGACAUGAACGAGGUGCGGACAAGUUGGAUCAUCGUCAAAGGUGAUGAGCAAAUGAAACAACGUAUAGAAUCAGCGAUCAGCGAUCGGGGCCGUCAUGAACCGUCGGACUUCGAGUCAUUGGGGCGAGCCUUCGAGACAUCGUUGGAGACCCACUUGAUCUUCUGCGACUGGUCAGCCGAGAACUGGCGAUGGUACAUCAAUUCCCUCGAGGAAAAAUUCCAAAGCAUGACACGAAGGACUUUCUCGGCGCCUGUUUAUGUGCCAUUUGUUCCUGCGGCAGCCACGGACCAGUUUACACUAAAUCCGCGUACCAAUACUGACAUAUCUAAAUAUUCUAUGUUCUCGCGGACGCGGACAAAUCUGACCGAAAAGAGGUCCCUCAAACCGGCCAUGAAGCAACGACUUUCCGCUCCUCAGACGUACGAGAAUCCAGAUACUGGCAUUUCACAGCCCUUGCCUCCAGAUGAGGACGAUGAUGAUGAUGACGGCGACAAGGAGCCAGAGAGUCCGCUCAAACCGAACGACGUCAAAGCUGAGGACGAAACCCGCGACUUUUCCUUUGGCAAGUUGCGGAAAGUUCACAAUGUUGCAGAAAAGGCCAACGAGGCUGUCUUGGUGUUGAAGCAAAAUAUCAUUGUUCUUACUCAAUUGAAACGAUACUACAGAUCGAUCUCAAGCCGGAAGGAUUUCCCAAAAGACCGGGUAGAGAACUGCGAGGACGCGAUUGAUGGUUUCGAGCUCCGUAUCGGGGGACUCGAGAAUGACAUGCAGACGCAGAUCCUGAGGCUCGAGACACUGCUGCGUCUCCUUGAAGACCGUAAGACUUUGCUUCACAGUAUUCUCGACUACCAGAACACUCAAGCGAACAAAUACUCAACGAAGAGCAUGUUCACGAUGACCGAAGACAUGAAUGACAUCGCCCGCAAAACGAAGGUCGAAACCGUCUCAAUGAAGGUCAUCACCCUUGUGACUCUGUUCUUCUUGCCUGGAACUUUUAUAUCUACACUCAUGAGCACCGAAAUCUUCCAAUCAGACUAUACCGGGCGCGGGAUGCCGAAUCCCUACGCCAAUCUCAAUCCCGUACAAAUUUACCUCGCCCUGAGCUUGCCGCUUACCGUCGUCACCCUUCUCUUCUGGGCUGGCUUCCACUUCUGGGAGAUGCGUCAUGAGAAGCAGAAGAAGAAGCACCAUAAAGCUGCUGGUUGGCAAGUCUGA